CGAUUCGGAGCUUGGACGACCACUCAAUGACUUCCACUCCGUCCACUCGGUGAUUACCAUUCGUUCAAUUCCCCGCAAAAAUAAGGCCCCGUCCACCAUGGCACGGCUCUCUGGUCUACAGCGGGAUGUCUUAUCCCUGUACCGGCAGUGCCUGCGCGAGGUCCGCAAGAAGCCUAUCGACUCCCAAUCCAAUUUCAAAAACUACGCCCGAGCGGAAUUCCAAAAACAUCGCUCGGUGAAUAAGAAGGACUUUAGUGCCAUUGAAUAUCUUCUACGAAAAGGUCAGCGUCAGCUGGAGAUGUAUGCGUCUCCGGGCAUUCGCAAUAUCCGAUGAGAUUGAGAGGAUCUGGAUCUGAUCUUCUCCGGGGUUCCCUUCCCUUCGCCCAUCUGAGUCCCCCCUCAGGACUUAGAAGCUGUCCGAUUCUUUCCGACACGAGGUGAUGUCGGGGGUGUUGAGAUGGUGACCGUCUACUGUACUAUAGCUAUCCUGGUCGAGGCAAGCUUGGCCUCUGCCUGUAAAAUUAUUAUUCUUGCCCGGUAUGUCUUUCAUGUCGGGAAACAGAGAUAUGAUCUUUACCUUAGUCUUGAUACACUAUCUUAGUGUAUAUUGACUCUUAAUCACCAGCGUUGGACGUUGAUGUCUAUGGUAGUAAAACCUAGUUGUUUCUAUACUUACUAGUACUAAUAUAUGAGACGCGCAGCCUUGUGCUCCCCUAACCAUGCCCCACAGAUCAGCCAUAAUCGAAUCAAUUGAACUCCUAUUGGCGAAAUGGGAGGAAGCUUAUAUUGAGCCGCCGUGCGGUAGGCAAAUUGACUGAAAAAUUUGUAGUAGUAGAUCCUAAUGAGUAUUAGGUAGAAACUUUGAAAUAGGUAUUGCAAAUAUACUGCAAUUCAAAAAAGGAAAUGUCAACAGAGAGCUCGAUUUGAGUAAAGCCGUUAAGAUGAAAGUGAGAGCAACCGUUCAUAGCGCGGAUCCUAAAGGUGAUUUAGCGCCUGAUACCUUGACUAUCUGCCUGAGAGUCUUCUCCUAUUCAUCACUGUUAAGGAUAUCUUUGGCUUAAAGAGUUCCAACGAGUGAUA
Penicillium subrubescens is the source of this 1080-nucleotide messenger RNA. Its product is annotated as succinate dehydrogenase assembly factor 1. Gene Ontology annotation, biological process: mitochondrial respiratory chain complex II assembly. NCBI's taxonomy places the organism in Eukaryota, Fungi, Ascomycota, Eurotiomycetes, Eurotiales, Aspergillaceae. Gene Ontology annotation, cellular component: mitochondrion. The transcript is spliced from 4 exons. The coding region runs from base 98 to 334 and encodes 78 amino acids. The record is from RefSeq and is a predicted model, not a curated record.